CUUCCAUGACAUUUAUUACUGUCAGGUGCUGUGAUCGAAGGUUUUCUUCGCAUUGGUUGGUGUGUACUGCUGAAUUUUCCCCAAAAAGAAAAACCUUGUUAAAUUUUUGCGUGAGCAGCUUGCAAUAAAAAGUAUGUAAUUACAAUUUUUUCUUAUUAAUACGCACAAAAGUCAUUAUUCGCCUGAAUCAAUAUCCUGAAAUUAAUGGCGAUAUAUUCAAAAGUAAAUAUAAAUGCGACGGAUGUGAUUGUAAGCUAGUGUGAGUGGUGAAAAUCGACGAGCAAGGUGUGAAAAUCCAAUCAGUGCUGGCUGCGUCUCUAAACCACCCACAAACAACCCAAAAAAAAAAAAAUAUAUAUAUACAUACAUAUAAUAUAAAUCGAAUGAGUCGCUGACGACGGCGUUAAGCUACUCUUUAGCAAUAUCUUGCCAACAAACAGAAAUGUGUGGGGUAUGCCUUAAAUAAAGCAAACUCUGGUACACCGCAGGCAUUUGUUAUUUGUAUAAAAAAUUUGACCAGUAACAGAAAAAAACUGUCCGUCGGAAACAAACCAUAUCCGUAUAUGCGACGCAAUUACAAGAGCUUUUACCAAAAUAAUAGUGAAUAAAAAAGUAAGGUAAUACGGGAAAUACAACUACACAAGUUGCGUCGCCAGCUACGUACAAACCGACCACAACAAACAGUUUGCUGUAAUUUUUUUUUAAUUGUUUAGCAGCACAUCGCAUAUAGCAGGUGCGGUGGAUUUCAGGUGGUUGUUGUAUUCUUCAAAAGUUGACGUGAGCGCGUCAUGUCCGACAUCAUGAACAUCGAUAGCAUUAUUUCACGGUUAUUAGAAGUACGGGGUGCACGUCCUGGUAAAAAUGUGCAAUUAUCAGAGAGUGAAAUACGCGGUUUAUGUCUCAAGUCUCGGGAAAUAUUUCUAUCGCAGCCCAUACUCUUAGAACUGGAAGCACCUUUGAAAAUAUGCGGCGACAUUCAUGGUCAAUAUUAUGAUCUACUCCGUCUCUUCGAAUAUGGUGGAUUUCCGCCAGAAUCGAAUUAUCUAUUUUUGGGAGAUUAUGUUGAUCGUGGCAAACAGUCAUUGGAGACUAUUUGUUUACUGCUGGCUUAUAAAAUAAAAUAUUCCGAAAACUUUUUCUUGCUGAGAGGUAAUCACGAAUGCGCUAGUAUAAACAGAAUUUAUGGUUUUUACGAUGAAUGCAAGCGUCGUUAUACAAUAAAGUUGUGGAAAACGUUUACAGAUUGUUUUAAUUGUUUACCUGUGGCGGCUAUUGUCGAUGAAAAAAUUUUCUGUUGUCACGGUGGACUCAGUCCCGAUUUAUCCUCCAUGGAGCAAAUUAGACGCAUUAUGCGCCCUACAGAUGUGCCCGAUCAGGGUUUACUCUGCGAUCUCUUAUGGUCAGAUCCAGAUAAGGACACAAUGGGCUGGGGUGAAAAUGAUCGUGGUGUAAGCUUCACAUUUGGCGCUGAGGUCGUUGGGAAAUUUUUACAAAAACACGAUUUUGAUUUAAUUUGUCGAGCACAUCAAGUGGUCGAGGAUGGUUAUGAGUUCUUUGCAAAACGACAGUUGGUCACACUAUUCUCGGCACCAAAUUAUUGUGGCGAGUUUGAUAACGCUGGUGCAAUGAUGUCUGUGGAUGAUACACUAAUGUGUUCUUUCCAAAUAUUGAAACCGGCUGAUAAACGUCGGUUCGUCUAUCCAAAUUUCGGCAGCUCAGCGCGUCCGCUAACUCCACCACGUGGAGCAAACAAUAAAAAUAAAAAGAAAUAAACACAAAGAACAAUGCAAAUUUAGCAUAAUUAUAAUCAAAUAUUAAAUAUUCAUAAACAAAAAUGGAGAAAAGUUACGAAAUUGUUAAAAAUUGCGAUAAAAACCAAAAUGUAAAAAAUGCAUCGUAAAACGCAAACUAAAAGACAUUGCUAUUGGAGACGUUAAUCAACAGUUUGGAAAAUAUGCAAUUGCAACGGAAAAACGUACUGUGCAUUACACACCUAUACACACACACACCAACAAUCAAGAGCAGGUUGAAUUAUUCACUUCGCUAUUUUUAAAUAAUUUUAAUAAUUAGUAUUUAGAAGUAAUUGUUACUAUUGCUUACGCAUGUUUUAGCAUUUUCAAUUUAUUAGUUUAUAUUUUUAAAGCAAAAAAUGUUUUAUUAAGUAGAAGUUGAAAGAUUGAUAAGAAGAAAGAUUUAUUUUGACAACAGAGCUACCAUUCAUAUAUUGUAUGAAGAAAUCAUGGUUUUGAAUUUAUUACGAGUGUAUUUUUGAAUAUUUGCAUCUUACACAUGCAUAUGUACAUGCGUAUUAGAUCUUAAGCGCAAACGUUAAUAAUCAAAUAUAUUAGUGGGAAAUUC
Molecule: messenger RNA, 2358 nt
Organism: Ceratitis capitata (Mediterranean fruit fly)
Lineage: Eukaryota; Metazoa; Arthropoda; Insecta; Diptera; Tephritidae
Gene: Pp1alpha-96A
Product: serine/threonine-protein phosphatase alpha-1 isoform
Exons: 7
Coding region: 789-1772 (327 amino acids)
Cellular component (GO): nucleus; cytoplasm
Molecular function (GO): protein serine/threonine phosphatase activity
Source: RefSeq, a predicted model, not a curated record